Molecule: messenger RNA, 2426 nt
Organism: Haliotis rufescens (red abalone)
Lineage: Eukaryota; Metazoa; Mollusca; Gastropoda; Lepetellida; Haliotidae
Product: fucolectin-like
Exons: 4
Coding region: 26-781 (251 amino acids)
Source: RefSeq, a predicted model, not a curated record
GGUUAUAGAAUUGAUCAGCGACAGUAUGGCAGACCUCUACUCCCGGAUCUCUUUUCUACUCGUCAUAUAUUUGGAUGUCUGCAAAUUCCAAAGUUUGAAUCUGGCUCUGAAGAAACCAGCAUGGAUGAGCAGCGUGAAGGGUUUACACGAAAUCGCUGCUAAUGCUGUGGACGGCAGCCAUGGAACCGAUAUACGCGACAGUGUCUGCAGUCACACUAAACCUGGUGACAUGUCGCCCUGGUUUGUUGUGGAUCUCCUGGCGCAGUACAGUGUCCACAACGUCACCAUCUACAACAGGGGAGACUGCUGUGGGGAAAGACUCCAUGACUUUGUAAUCCAGGUGUAUGUACAAAAUCCAUCGCGAUGUCCACCAGCAGCUUUCUUCAUCUGUAAGAACUACACUGGCACGUUUGGUUCCGUGGGGAACAUAGCAUGUGAUGCUCCGGUGUUUGGAAGGUUCAUCAGACUGUGGAAACCGAAAAUCAGAAACGGACCGGAUGUUCUCAACUUCUGUGAACUUGAAGUGUAUGGAGUCCAGUCAGCCUGUCAGCAGUUCAACUAUUUCCGAAGAUCAGGCAUACGACUUGUCUCCCCUGUCAUUGUAUCUUCACCUGACAUGUCCCCAUUGUCCUGUGUCCUUCAGUGUAUGUUGUCUGGAGCCUGUGUCGGUGUCAACUACAACAGAGGAACUCGAGAGUGUGAACUCCUCCCCCGACCUCAACCCACUGACACAGUCUCCUCUGAUCUAGGCUGGGUCUACUAUGGAAACGAUCUAUGUUGAACUGACACAGUAUCCUCUGAUCUAGGCUGGGUCUACUAUGGAGACGAUCUAUGUUGAACUGACACAGUCUCCUCUGAACUAGGCUGGGUCUACUAUGGAAACGAUCUAUGUUGAACUGACAGUCUCCUCUGAUCUAGGCUGGGCCUACUAUGGAAACGAUCUAUGUUGAACUGACACAGUCUCCUCUGAUCUAGGCUGGGUCUACUAUGGAAACGAUCUAUGUUGAACUGACACAGUCUUCUCUGAUCUAGGCUGGGUCUGCUAUGGGGAUGAUCUAUGUUGAACUGACAGUCUCCUCUGAUCUAGGCUGGGCCUACUAUGGAAACGAUCUAUGUUGAACUGACACAGUCUCCUCUGAUCUAGGCUGGGUCUACUAUGGAGACGAUCAGGACGGGGUACCAUGGUGAUGAUCUGUGAUACCUUGUGACAGUCUCCUCUAGUGUCUAGAUAGUGUCUACUAUGGAUAUGAUCUGUGUUAAUCUCGAAUCUGGACAAGGCAAACCAGUGAUUGAAAGCAAGAGCAAUGAACAAUGACCCCAAUUUAGCCAGGUCACAAAGCCUGACAACACUCCGAUGUUACAGUAAUGGAAUACUAUUCUGACAUGAAAUCCCCACAGGGCUAUAGAUCUGGACGAAAUGGUAAGACGACGUUGUUUAGAUUCUAAACGUGCGUCCAAUAGAGUUGCACACUUGAGAAUUUCACACACAAAAACAUGUUCUUUAACGCCUAUACAGGGUAAGCAUCGAGGUUCAACUCGCCUCUUGAUAUAAGCAUUUCACUUGAACAAUAUCGAAUGGCUUGUGAAACCCAUUAUACAUGGGGUCAUAUGUGGAUAAAGAUGCAUAUAUCAAAGGUCAAGUAGGGACUACUUUCAGUGUUUACAAACAUGGCGUCGUCCGUGUCAAUCCGCGAUCGAGUCAGAAUUAACCAUCGGGAAUCUGGAGAAACUACUGGGAUAUUGUUAUCAUUGUCAAUAGAAUAGUCUGAUAUACUGAAAAUCAGUGUCUUACUGUGGUGUAGCUAAGGUAUUUUACAAGUUUUAGCAAAUUUGGAGAUAUAAAUUGAAAAACAAUUUAGCCAGGACUCUUGCCUAGCGGGAUCAGUUUCCAUAUCUGUGCUUGUAGACCUUGCGGCUAGGAACCUUUUCCCCAAACUAAAACUGUUAGAUUUUAUAUGUCCGAAUUGUUACCUUGGUUCUAUAUGUCCGAAUUGUAACCUUGUUUCCUUUUGUCGCUGUGUGUACAUCUGACUGCAUUUCGUGAUGUUAUGACAGGAAAGGCAGACGUGACGUCUCAUAGACUUGGGUUAGAGUAGAUUCCCUUUGAUAAAGGGCCCUUACUCUAUUGGCCAGACCGAUGGAUUGCCGCGAUAGGCAAGCAGAAACAAUUUGUGUAGGCAACUGUUGUUUGCGUCUAUGUAGUUACGCUGUUGAUUGUUGUCACUGUCCGACUGACACACAACUUACCUUCUGACGUUAAAUAUAUAUAUCCGCACAUUCCAGGAAAACUUUCAAUGUUAAGGUAAUGUUUGUGAGAAAUGGGAAGAGAUUUUUCGAGCACAGAAUUGAAGAAUGAUAUUAUAUGAUCAAAAGGUUAUCACGCUUGUGUGUUUGGGGAUGGUAAAUACCCUGUGUCAGGAAAAACA